GAGCCGCGGCCUCAGAGCAGCUGCAGCCGGAGCGCGGCCGCCACCGCCACCAUGGUGCAGAUCGUGAGCGUGAAGACCCAGGCCUACCCGGACCAGAAGCCGGGCACGAGCGGGCUGCGGAAGCGGGUGAAGGUGUUCCAGAGCAGCGCCCACUACGCCGAGAACUUCAUCCAGAGCAUCAUCUCCACGGUGGAGCCGGCGCUGCGGCAGGAGGCCACGCUGGUGGUGGGCGGGGACGGCCGCUUCUACAUGACCGAGGCCAUCCAGCUCAUCGUGCGCAUCGCCGCCGCCAACGGGAUUGGCCGCCUGGUUAUUGGACAAAAUGGAAUCCUCUCUACCCCUGCUGUAUCCUGCAUCAUCCGAAAAAUCAAAGCUAUUGGUGGGAUCAUUCUGACAGCCAGCCACAACCCAGGAGGGCCUGAUGGAGAUUUUGGAAUCAAAUUCAAUAUUUCGAAUGGAGGUCCUGCUCCAGAAGUGAUCACCGAUAAAAUUUUCCAACUCAGCAAGACAAUUGAAGAAUAUGCAAUUUGCCCCGACCUGAAAGUGGACCUUAGUGUUCUAGGAAAACAACAGUUUGACCUAGAAAACAAGUUCAAGCCCUUCACAGUGGAAAUCGUGGAUUCAGUGGAAGCUUAUGCUACAAUGCUAAGAAACAUCUUCGAUUUCAGUGCAUUGAAAGAGCUACUUUCUGGUCCAAAUCGACUGAAGAUCCGUAUAGAUGCUAUGCAUGGAGUUGUGGGGCCAUAUGUGAAGAAGAUCCUCUGUGAAGAACUUGGAGCCCCUGCAAACUCAGCAGUUAAUUGUGUUCCCCUGGAAGACUUUGGGGGCCACCACCCUGACCCCAACCUCACCUAUGCAGCUGAUCUGGUGGAGACUAUGAAGUCAGGAGAGCAUGACUUUGGGGCUGCCUUUGAUGGAGAUGGGGAUCGGAACAUGAUUCUGGGCAAGCAUGGUUUCUUUGUGAACCCUUCGGACUCUGUGGCUGUCAUCGCUGCCAAUAUCUUCAGCAUUCCGUAUUUCCAACAGACCGGAGUCCGUGGCUUUGCCCGCAGCAUGCCUACAAGUGGUGCUCUAGAUCGGGUAGCAAGUGCUACAAAGAUUGCUUUGUAUGAGACCCCAACUGGCUGGAAGUUUUUUGGGAACUUGAUGGAUGCAAGCAAACUGUCCCUUUGUGGAGAGGAGAGCUUCGGGACUGGUUCUGAUCAUAUCCGAGAGAAAGAUGGACUGUGGGCUGUUCUUGCCUGGCUCUCCAUCCUUGCCACCCGCAAGCAGAGUGUAGAGGACAUUCUCAAAGAUCACUGGCAGAAGUUUGGCCGGAACUUCUUUACCAGGUAUGAUUACGAGGAGGUAGAAGCCGAGGGUGCAAACAGGAUGAUGAAGGACCUGGAGGCCCUGAUGUUUGAUCGCUCUUUUGUGGGGAAGCAGUUUUCUGCAAAUGACAAGGUCUAUACUGUGGAGAAAGCUGACAACUUUGAAUAUAGUGAUCCAGUGGAUGGAAGCAUUUCAAGAAAUCAGGGCUUGCGGCUCAUUUUUGCAGAUGGUUCUCGUAUCAUCUUCCGACUGAGUGGCACCGGGAGUGCAGGGGCCACCAUCCGACUGUACAUUGAUAGCUAUGAGAAAGACAUCGCCAAGAUCAACCAGGACCCUCAGGUCAUGUUGGCCCCCCUUAUUUCCAUUGCUCUGAAGGUGUCCCAGCUCCAAGAGAGAACAGGACGGACUGCACCCACCGUCAUCACCUAGGAAGGCAGCCGGAUGUGGUACGUCUUCUAAUCAGGAGCCAUCCACACCAUCUGAUCGAAGAGCAUAGAGAGAAAGAAAUUGUAUUUGCCCAGGCUUUUUAGAAUUUCAUUUUUCCUCUCCCCAGUUGUUAGCGAGUAGCACGUUUGAAGGAUACUGCCUGUGGAACUGAGUGAGGAGGGAAGGAGGGCCUGUGGCCUCAUAGUAACGUCUCUUUCUUCUCUUCCACUUCUGCACUGCCUCUGUGUGGGUGUUUGUCUCCUUAGCAUCAGGUCUGCUCUCACUGCAGCCUAGACUGCAGCUGAUGUCAGCAAGUAAGGUAGUCUAUCAUCCUUAUGCUACACCCACAAAAUGACAAUCAACUUCCUUUCUCCCCAUUUACUGUUUACAUGUCAUUCAACAAAACAUAGUUUCUGGUGCCUUCUCUCCAAUCAGUUUUCCUCUGAGAGACGUACUUGUCUACAGAUUUCUGUGUUACUUUGCAACAUAGUCCCAUUUGCACAGAUAUUUGGGGAUAUUAAAGCUGAAUAGGCUACCAUG
Molecule: messenger RNA, 2277 nt
Organism: Jaculus jaculus (lesser Egyptian jerboa)
Lineage: Eukaryota; Metazoa; Chordata; Mammalia; Rodentia; Dipodidae
Gene: Pgm1
Product: phosphoglucomutase 1
Exons: 11
Coding region: 52-1740 (562 amino acids)
Biological process (GO): carbohydrate metabolic process
Cellular component (GO): cytosol
Molecular function (GO): phosphoglucomutase activity; magnesium ion binding
Source: RefSeq, a predicted model, not a curated record